Molecule: messenger RNA, 4569 nt
Organism: Syngnathus typhle (broad-nosed pipefish)
Lineage: Eukaryota; Metazoa; Chordata; Actinopteri; Syngnathiformes; Syngnathidae
Gene: kdm4ab
Product: lysine (K)-specific demethylase 4A, genome duplicate b
Exons: 22
Coding region: 191-3553 (1120 amino acids)
Biological process (GO): chromatin remodeling
Cellular component (GO): nucleus
Molecular function (GO): histone H3K36 demethylase activity; histone H3K9 demethylase activity
Source: RefSeq, a predicted model, not a curated record
AUGUGGCAAACAACAUCCGGCCAGGCAUGCGCAUCGGAGGUAAUGGAGGUUCGGAUUGCACUCACUUGCCAAACUGCUCGUUUUUCUCAACGUGUAUCGCUGCGUGGAUUGGUAAUCACACAAAAUAUACAGCACUGGUGACUAUUAUUUGGUCCGCGGUGGAGUAAGAGGAGUUGCCAUCAGUUUUGGGAUGGCUUCAGACGCAGCUCCCCCAAACUAUGGCUCCAAGGGGAUCAUGACAUUUUACCCCACUGCCGAGGAGUUCAAGAAUUUCAGCCGAUAUGUUGCCUACAUGGAGUCACAAGGAGCACAUAAAGCAGGCCUGGCCAAAGUGGUCCCACCAAAGGAAUGGAAGCCGAGACAUACAUAUGAUGACAUAGACGAUUUGGUGAUUCCUGCACCCAUUCAGCAAGUGGUGACAGGCCAGUCGGGCCUUUUCACGCAGUACAAUAUUCAGAAGAAAUCAAUGUCUGUUAAAGAAUUUCGCAAGCUUGCAAACAGCGACAAGUUCUGUAGCCCUCACUAUGAUGAUUUUGAUGAACUGGAAAGAAAGUACUGGAAGAACGUGACAUUCAAUCCUCCGAUAUAUGGGGCCGAUGUUGGUGGCAGUCUAUACAAUCCAGAUAUCAAAGAGUGGAACAUUUGUCAUCUGAAUACCAUUUUGGACACAGUGGAGUCUGAAAGUGGCAUCACGAUCGAGGGUGUGAAUACACCCUACCUGUAUUUUGGUAUGUGGAAGACCACGUUUGCGUGGCACACUGAGGACAUGGACCUCUACAGUAUCAACUACUUGCACUUUGGAGAACCCAAAUCCUGGUACUGUAUCCCUCCAGAGCAUGGGAGACGAUUUGAGCGUCUGGCUCAAGGGUUCUUUUCUGGCAGUGCACAAACUUGUGAGGCCUUUUUGAGGCACAAGAUGACCUUGAUAUCACCUUCAAUACUGAAGAAAUAUGGCAUUCCGUUUGAAAAGAUUACCCAAUAUGCCGGCGAGUUCAUGGUCACGUUCCCUUAUGCUUAUCAUGCUGGCUUCAACCAUGGUUUCAACUGUGCCGAAUCCACCAAUUUCGCCACACAGAGGUGGAUUGAAUAUGGCAAGCAAGCAGUCUUGUGUUCAUGCCGCAAGGACAUGGUGAAGAUCUCCAUGGAUGUGUUUGUCAAAAAAUUUCAGCCCGAUCGCUACGAACUGUGGCUGGCAGGACGAGAUACGGCGCCCAUCGACCACUCCAGGCCCACGCCAGAGGCCAAAGAAUUCCUGGGCGAUUCUUUUAACAUCAUCUACAACACCAGCAGUUUUUCCGUUAAUUGCGGGCGGGAUGACGUAGAGCGGAAAAGUCCACUGCAAAGAAUUGAGACUAAGAGACACCGGGUGUGUCUUCAGCUGCCCGACGAAGUUGUUCCUAAAGAUACAGAUGAGGAAAUGACACUGUAUGCCAAGCGGCCAAGACUGAAUCUUUUGCCACCACGUAUAACGUCGCAAGAUGGCAAGCGGAAUAAAGGCCCACCAAAGUUGGUUGUCACGCCAACAAAGCUGACCUUGAUCGAUCCGUUUCACCGCUUAAACACUUCAGAUUCGGGGCACACGCCUCACUACACCAAGACUCGUCCGCCUGCAUUUUCAUCCCAUUCCCAAAACGGUCAUCUGUCAACCUCGGCAACGUGGUCGAGCGCCACGGGGCAACCUUCCCGUAAAAUGGGGGUGGCCAGCCUGCUCUUCCAUCGGACCCUCACUCAAAAAGACAUCCUGCAAGUGCACAACUACCCGCGAGCAAAACAGCCGGUUCACACCAUGCUGCAGGUGCACAGCUAUGCCAGAGAGCAUCAACCGCGCCAUCUCCAGCUCUCAGGCACCGCGCUGCCUGCAUCUCAGGCACUGGGCAGCGGAAGCACUGAGUCGGAGCCACAAUCACCAAUCGCUCUUAGCGAAGUAGAGCUUGUACAAACGGAAAAUUCCGUGGAGGACCACACGCCGGGUGUUUCGGUGUCCGUUGACGAUCAGGACGCAACGGUGAAGGCCAUUGCCGAGAGCACCGCCGUUGCACAGCCCACCCAUGUCGACCAAGUGGAGAUGCUGAAGAACCAAAACAAAAGGAAGGUGUCAGAAGAGCAGUCCUACUGUAUGUCAGUGGUCACCAAGAAACAGCAACAAGAAGCCCUCAGAAAACUUCCACGGCACCAUCCUCUCUUCAGAGAGGCAUACAGCGAUGAUGACGUGUAUGUGGAUCCGGAUGUGGAGCAAGAAGAGAAAGAGGAGUGGGCAAAACCACUUCGGCGGCUGUGGCAGUGUCGACCUUUAAGCCCCCAGGUGGAGUGGGAGUACAAUAAGAGAAUGGGUAAACAGGCUCCUUACUGUUCCAUCUGCCUUCUUUUCUACACCCACCAUCAGUCUGAAGCCGGCAACAGCAAUUCCAGUGUGACGUUGGUGAACCGCCAAGGUCAUCAGUGGUCCAAACCCCUCAUUCCUGAAAUGUGUUUUAACACGCACACCAACAAGGCCAAUGAUAGCGGGGAAGGCCAGCUGUCCAACCCACACAUCACAGAGGACGGCAUCAGCCGGCUGGUCAGCUGCUCGCAAUGCUGCGUCCGAGUACACACCAGUUGCUAUGGUGUAACCAGAGACGAAGCAGAGCAGGAUGACUGGCUGUGUGCUCGCUGCAAAGCUGAUGCCACCUUUGAGGACUGCUGUCUGUGUUCUCUCCGAGGCGGCGCACUGCAGAGAGCCAACAAUGACAAGUGGGUUCAUGUGCUGUGCGCCAUCACUGUGCUCGAAGCUCGCUUUGUAAACAUCACAGAGCGGCGUCCCAUCGAUCUAUCUGCAAUCCCGCUGCCUCGCUUCAGACUGAAAUGCGCUUUCUGCAGGAAACGGAUGAAGAGGGAGUCGACAGGCUGCUGCGUGCAGUGCUCCCACGGACGCUGCUCCACGGCCUUCCACCCCAGCUGCGCACAGGCCGCCGGCGUCCUCAUGCACCCGGACGACUGGCCGUUUAUUGUCUUCAUCACUUGUCACCGGCACAAAGCCACUGGCAUUAUUGAGCGUAAUAAAGACUCCAUGCGAGAGCUGUCAGUGGGCCAGAAGGUGAUAAGUAAAUACAGAAAUGGUCGUUACUACCACAGCGAGGUGGUGGGCCUGACCAGCGCCACCUUCUACGAGGUUAUGUUUGACGACGGCUCGUAUAGCGACAACCUUUUCCCAGAGGACAUUGAGAAUCGGGACUGUGCAAGACUUGGGCCGCCUGCAAAGGGUGCUGCCGUGUCAGUACGAUGGACUGACGGAUUGUUGUAUGGCGGCAAGUUUGUGGCAUCCCACUCCAUCCCCAUGUACCUGGUGGAGUUUGAAGAUGAAUCCCAAAUUUCCGUCAAGCGUGAAGACGUGUACACCUUGGAUGAAGAUCUGCCCAAACGGGUCAAAUCGCGAUUUUCGGUGGCGUCAGACAUGCGCUUUGAGCUCUUCUCACAGGACGACGUCAAACAGAACUCCAAACGACAACGGGUCAUCAACUCCCGUUACAGAGAGGACUACAUCGAGCCCAUCAUUUAUCGAGCCAUUAUGGAGUGACGUUGGUUUGUUUUACCUUCCUCCUGGCUCAUUUGCUUCCACAGCCUGCCAGGUUUCAUAUUUAUAAAGUACGGCUGUGACUCUAAAGAUUUUGUUGUGCUUUGAAUCACACUCUUUCAUAUCAGGCUCUGUAAAAUUUCCUUUUGCUUAAUUUAUUUUUGGGAGGGGAAGAAGCCAUCAGCCAGUAAUUAAGUAGGCAAAAGUUGCACUACUUAUUGAGGCAAGAUGUUUUUUUUCCGCCCCCAUGUCAGCUAUAUGCAGCUCAGAAGCCAUUUUUCUCAUUUAACAACUUUUCAUCCACUUGUGACUUUUAAGGAGCAUGAUAUGAACAGAACUGUGAAGAUGCCGAGUGUGGACCGAAUCACUCCAUUAACUAUCUGACAAACUGUCACAUCGCAUUUGCCCAAAGAAAUUCAACAUUAUUCAUGGAGCGUGUCAACAAGGUUUUAAUCGCGUUCCCAUCCCAUCAAACUUCAUUACAAUUUGUUUGCCAUCAACUGUGACAACUGGAGAAAUGUACUCUAGCCUUAUCCCCCCCAUAAAGCCUAUGGACUAUUUUGGCUAUGUUACGAAAUAAUUUAUGCGGGUGACUUCAGUUUGAGGAAAUAAACUAUUUUUGUCCCUUUCGCUAUCUGUAGAAAACAUCAGAUGUAUUUAUAUUUAUUAAAACAAUGGCAGGUUUUCAGGCACACUGUUAAUAGCUUUCCAGCUACUUGUUUUGGGUCAAUUUUCCUGGAUUCACCUGCCACUGUGAAACACGUGGCCACUAAAGAGCUCAACUUUAAGCCUUUUUGUCUGGUGACUGCUAGCUUUAGAUAUCAAAAUAAAAAAGUAGUUGUUCAGUCCCAAAUGAAAAACACGGUGAGGGUGACAUUCCGUUUUAGUUAACUGCUUUAAGUACAAAUAAUAUCUGUACUGCUUAGUGACUGGUCACUGUUUGGUUUCGAGCAAAAGUACCAUUAAGUCGGUCUUUGUUAAACCCUCGACUGUUUGAGUAAAGUUUGGGAUAAGAAAAA